Messenger RNA from Arctia plantaginis, 1242 nucleotides. The record is from the annotation of a GenBank genome assembly. Lineage: Eukaryota; Metazoa; Arthropoda; Insecta; Lepidoptera; Erebidae.
AUGGCGGCGUGGCUGUGGAUGGCGGCAUUGCUCUGUGGUACACAUGCCGCAGUGCUACCACCACCUUGGGCUGAUGUCAAGAGGAAUCCUUGUGCAGCAUUGCCAAGAGGAUGGCUGAUGUUGUAUUGGCCGAAAGAUGGAAAAUGCUAUACAAUAUACAAGAAAGGAUAUCCAUGCCCUGAUACUCAAGAGUUAAGCCCUGGCCGAUGGGGAGGUCGGACUGUGGCUGAGUGUAAGUGUCCUCCCGGAACGGCGCAGCUGCCUCACACAAAUACCUGUCACAAACUCUUUGAGAGGGGACCCUGUAGACCUGGGGAAUACUUCGCGCCCGUCGAAGAAUCGUUCAACAAGCGAGGUGAACGUCAAGGCAUGUGCGUGAUACCUCAGCAAUGCGCUGACGAGACCUUGAUCUACUGGCCGGCUGAUGGCAAAUGCUACUACAGGCUGACUCAAGGACCUUGUUAUCCUGGGGCCAUUUUGGAUGUUGGGGCAGAUGGGCUAGCGAAUUGCACGUGUACACCUUCGAGCCCUAACUUUUGGUCUGCAGACAGCAGCUGUUACCCUCAUUACACGCGGGGUCCAUGUGAGAAAGGCCAGUUGUUCCUGCCUGGGUCUAAGUGUGGCUGCGAGCCAAAUUUACCCCAUUACCAUAAUGAAACAGCAUCUUGCUAUGAACUGGAUUCAAUAGGCCCAUGUCCCAGAGGUCACCUGUUCUCAAUCGCAGAAGUGGCACCACACGGCUCUAGAGCUGAGUGCAUAUGCAAGACUUUCCACGCUCGAGCAUUUGAUGGGGUCUGUUACAGGCUGUAUACGAGAGGACCCUGUGCACAAGAUGAGAUGAUUUCUAGGGGAGGAAGGUGUAUAAAGGUCCCCUGUGCACGAGGUCGGCUGUACGUCCCCGAACGUCGGCGCUGCUACCGGCCGGGCACCGCCGAGCCGUGCCCAGUGGGAGAAGUUGUGGCCUUCGACUUCGAGGCUCGCCCCGCCAUAGACGGGCUCAGUCAUAACGGAGUGUGUGCAUGUGGUAGUGGCGCUUGCAGUAGACGAGAAGUAGAUGGUUGCUCAAUGCGUAGAGGAACAGCGCCCUACAACGGGACCUGCCACAUCCUAAACACACAAGGACCUUGUCCCGAACAUUCCUGGCUCGUCAGGGACAGUACGAACAACAUCAGAUGCAAGUGCAAACCGGGGAGUGCGCCUCCUGACUGCGUCGAAGAUACCAGCCUCGUGUUAACGAGCUGA